This is a messenger RNA of Seminavis robusta, 3479 nucleotides long. The record is from the annotation of a GenBank genome assembly. NCBI's taxonomy places the organism in Eukaryota, Bacillariophyta, Bacillariophyceae, Naviculales, Naviculaceae.
GGAACAAGAACCAGUGUGCGUUCGUUUUUGGUUGACAUCAACCAAACAAGGAAUGGAUUUGAGAAUGAUAUCAUUCCCAUUCUUUGCAAAAGUGGACAAGGCCAUGGAGUUGAUACAGUAAGCAGCAUUGCCAAUCCUUGCAAGAGAUACAAUUGAGAGCUAGUUGGUUACUUAGCUACCCAGCGGAGACUUCAUCCCAAAGAACGAAUAAGCAAAGAGCGCUCUCAAUCUCUCAAUUCUGAACUUCCAAAAACUGUGGUUCCGUGUCCUGUUCUAUCGUGGCCAUCACUCUCUGCCAGCUGGAAGCAUUUCUCAACACAUUUUCUAUCGUCACUUGAUCAAUAAGACGAUAUGAUGAGAAUAUCCCACAGCAGCAGCGGCAGAACCAGUGAUGACUUCAAUCUCAAAAUGUGGAUCACGAUCUUUGUACCACUGGCAGCCUUAUUGUUGCGGACAGACAUGUGCCAAGCAUUUGUCCCCGUGAAAUACCAUGAUUCCCCAUCCUCCUUUAUCCUACCAACUUUCACCACGAGAUGUUCUCCUCCUUCACGACACUCUCCUGCUAUACAGCUGCACAUGACACCAGCUCAUAUUGCCACGACGGACAAAGUGUUGGCAACCUUUGCGUCGCCCAACGCUGUGAUUCUGGAUGUACGAUCGCAACCCGAAAUUGACACGCAAGGCAUCAUUCAGACGCAUGGACGACCCUGGCUGCAAACCAGCUGUACGCCCAUGGAAUGUCCUUCCUUACGAGGAGCGGCGCAUGUCAUGUUUCCAGAUCCAAAUGUCCCCAUUAUUGUGCACUGUUCCUCUGGCAUGAGAGCGGCCAAAGCCAAGGAAAUACUAGAUGAUAUGGGAUAUCGAAAUGUCAUCAAUGCGGGAGCCUACGAAGAUUUGGGAUAUCUGCAAUUGGCGGCGGACAAGGCACAACCAACCUCAUCAACUACUCAUAACAACAACAAUCCACUGACAGCAACCGGCACCACCACGUCUCCAUCUCCAUCUCCCAGUACCAAAAAGACGGAUGACACGGCUCCAAGACAAAAAAGUGAUUUGCCCAUUGUCGAUGCCUGUACUACAACAACAACUACUGUUCCGGAUGAUCAUACAUGUCCGAGCAUUAGUAGUGAUGAGGAAGCUCCGACCACUACGGAGUUUGUCACCACCGAUACACAGCGCGAUGAGGGAUUUCCAACCAAUGCACAACAGAAUGAUGAGAGGUUUCCAACCACGAAGGCACAACCCAGUGUGGAAGUAACUACAUGCACUACCAUUGGCUCAGACUAUGAUGAUUCAAGUAAUGACGUAUAUGCAACCAAUACACACAGUGAUCAUGGAUUUCCAACCAAGAAUACACAACCCAGUGUGGACGCAGCUACGACCACCACGACCACUACUACUGGCUUUGAUGAUGAUGAUGAUGAUGAUGAUGCGAGUGACAGUCAGUUUGUGUAUGCAACCAAUGCACACCGCGAUGACGAAUUUCCAACCAAUACACACAGUGAUGAGGGAUUUCCAACCAAGAAUUCUCAACAGCCUCCGGUGGCUGGAUGGGGGUGGGGUGACGACUUCUCUGUGCAAGCAGCAGCCAGCACGGAUAGCAUCAUCGAGGGUGCUUCUUCUUCUUAUGCGGAACCCCCAGCUGUUGUGUUGGAUGAUGCGCAUGUGAUCCGUACUGGUGGUGAUGGUUGGGGGUGGGGUUCUUCUUGUGACAAGAACAGCAAUACUAACCUUUUCAUUGACGACGAGAUGAAACACCAUGACACAACGGCUGUCCCCAUGGAACCCAUCUUGGACUGGUCCCAAAUAGGAUCCAAUGGAAAUAAUGCUCAUGCCACCAGCAGCGUUGCAGAGGUGCUUAUGGAUGAGCUCAUUGAUCACAUAAACCUGAGAUAUGAGGAGGAUCCCUUUGCGAUUCCAAAAACAAUACGAGUGGAAUAUGUUGGAGCAAAGCAACCACGACGACGACAACAACAGCAGCAGCAGCAGCAGCAGCAACAGCAGCAGCCCUCGGCUUCCCAAUAUUCCUCACAUGAUGCACGGUACGGAGCCGAACGAUUGGAUCGAAUGACUAUGGACUACGAUACCAUCGACCCUACGGUUGUCCAUGGGGAUGCAAAACCUCUACAACAACACUCGAGCAGCAAUCAAUACACCACCGCCACAUCCAAUGAACCCAUGAUGUUUGUAGAUGAUGAUACAACAACGCUACAACCCACCUAUUACGAUCCAGUUGCAGCUCCGGGACCGAGGUUUGGUGUCAACGCACCCGACAACCCCGAUGAUUUCGUUUUUGAACAGCUCGAACCAUCCAUCUUUGACGAGUCCUAUCAUGGAGAACGGGGCCUGGCCAGUGGAGGAGGAACGAAUGCACCUGAUGAUCCCGACCGGUUCUUUUCUGGCGCAUCGCUGCAGACAGGCUCCAACACGAACAGCAACAACAACAACAACCAUAACUGGUCCAUGUAGCGCGAGUUUUGAAAAGGGGCAAACAAGACCGGCAUUGCUAUAGCUAGGCAUGCCGUGCAAUGCCACUAACCAUCGAAAAGUUGCUCGAUGAUAUAGAUAUCAUAUCAAGCAGCUAGCUAGUUAGGACAAAAUAGUCCCAUCGCCAUGUUGCAUUGGUUUGGUGGAGAAUGAUACGUUUGAGGGCGUCUUGGUUGGAAGCUCCUAUUCAAGAUGCCCUUCCGCCUGAUUACUGCAUGCGAGCCCUUUUUACUUGAUCUCUGCUAUCAUUCAUGCAUGCCUGCAGACACCUCCACAUCCGGAGUGCUGGUGGCAUCUAGAUUCCUGGGUGGCUGACUACGGCUGGCUUUAAAGCAAACACUGCAGGAGAUGAUUGAUUUGAUUCCAAUGUAGCCCCACACGGAGACAGAGCAAGAACAUGGGGCAGAAAAGAUGGGGCAUAGACGAAGGAUUCACGAAAAAGUGCCCUACUGUACCCCGUAGGGCAACACAGUCUAGAUAUUUGAAUGCAAUUUCUAACCGUACCAUCAAUUCGGUUAGUGUCCUUCAUCAAGAGAUCCUGGGCAGUCAUUGUCACGUAGCCACUGGAUCACCUCCAUUUGGUUAAACAUGCGGGCAGUUUGAUAUGUCCCUUCAUUCCAUGGACACCCAUUCUCACGAGCCCACUCUAAAGUUUCUAAAUGUCCACCUGCAGCAGCUUCUUCACAUGUCUGUUCGUCCCAUGGACAACCGUUUUUAUGAGCCCACUUUAGAACUUCCGAAUGUCCAUUUCCAGCAGCAGACCAGCAUGUAUCUGCACUCCAUGGACAGCCAUUCGCAUGAGCCCACUUCAAAAUUUCCAAUUGACCAUUCUCGGCAGCAAUGCAGCAUGUAUCUGCAUUCCAUGGACAACCAUUGUCACGAGCCCAUUGUAAAAUUUCCAAAUUGCCUUGUCGAGCAGCACCAGAGCAUGUCCCUUCAUUCCAUGGACAGUCAUUUUCGCGAGCCCACUGUAUAACUUCCAAAUGCCCAUU